Molecule: messenger RNA, 768 nt
Organism: Suillus fuscotomentosus
Lineage: Eukaryota; Fungi; Basidiomycota; Agaricomycetes; Boletales; Suillaceae
Exons: 5
Coding region: 1-768 (255 amino acids)
Source: RefSeq, a predicted model, not a curated record
AUGACUCAAGGUUUAUCUCCCUCCAGUGAGACGGACAACCUGGUGUCCAUUCGACUGGAUGGUCUCAUUGGCAUCCUUCAGGGACUUUGUCUCGACGACAGGAAGGCGAUAUCCGUUGCAUUGCUGGCUGGCACCAGCCAAACUGUUGCCAAAGAACCUGUUGCUAAUCCUAUGGGUGCUUCUAGUACUGACAACAUUUCUGUUCAAACUGUUACCAAAGAACCUGUUGCCAAUAUGACAGGUGCUUCUAGUGCUGACGACGUGUCUGUACCUGCUCCAGAUGAUUCACCUGCUGCCACCACCGUAGCUCCUUCCCCUCCUGUCACCGCAGCCCUUUCCCUUGCUACUACUGCAGCUUUUGCUCCUGCCCCCACCGUAGCUACAAGAUACGUGUAUGGGCCUGUCACCGUCGUUGGGGACUCCAAUGACAAGGAAGACUCAUCUGAUGAUGAGGAUGCAGCUAAUGCAGCGGUGUCUCUCACUGAGGACUCCACUCUUCGUUACUACAAUGGCAAGUACUUCAAUGUACCUAACAAAGUCAAGGCGCCACUCUACUAUAUAACGAGGGGUCGUUAUAUUGGGGUCUUCUCUGGGUGGGACGCUACCGGCCCCAAGGUGCUUGGUGUUUCACGUGCCAUAUAUCACAAGGUGGAAUCUGUUGAGCAAGGUGCCGGGAUUGUGGAGCGUGCCAUUGAAUGCAGCGAGGCGGUGCAGCGUGGGAUGGAAGAGAUAGAAAGAUACCUUGUGAAAACUGCGAAUCAGUAUUGA